AUGACUAAACGUAAUAAUAAAGAAAUAGAAAUCGAAACAGGAUCGAAAAAAAAUCAAAGGACCUUACCGAGAAAGAGGAGAGAAAUAAAUAUUGAAGAAACUAAUCAAUUAUUAUUAGAUAUGAAUACCAGGCAAAAACAUAACGAAAGUGAAAAGGAAGUAAUAGUAGAAGAGGAUGUAAGGGAUAAAAGUGAAGAAGAAGAGGAGGAGGAAGAAGAAGAAGAAGAUGAUGAUAACGUCAAGUUAGGCGUGGCUAAAACAAUUCUGGAUCUGUUUCAGUUUUGUACCAAAUUAGACAUAUGUAACUGGCUUGUAAAAAAUCCAGAAAUCUUACGAUUAGCGAAUGAGAUGAACGAAUCAUCUUAUGUUGUUAGUUCAAAGAAUACUGAAGUUAGUAUUAAUACAAUAUGA
Rhizophagus irregularis DAOM 181602=DAOM 197198 is the source of this 411-nucleotide messenger RNA. The record is from RefSeq and is a predicted model, not a curated record. NCBI's taxonomy places the organism in Eukaryota, Fungi, Glomeromycota, Glomeromycetes, Glomerales, Glomeraceae.